AUGCACAAAUAUGCCAAGUUUCUAAAAGUGCUCCUCACCAACAAGAGAAAAUUAGAGGAAGAAGGCACCGUGGCACUCACGGGAAAUUGCUUGUCCAUAUUAGAAAAGAAACUCCCUCAAAAGUUGAAAGAUCCGGGAAGCUUCAUAAUCUCUUGUGUGCUUGAAGGAGGAGUGCAAGAAAAUGCAUUAGCAGAUUCAGGCGCUAUCAUAAAUGUCAUGCCCAACAGCAUGUAUUUGAAGCUUGGCUUGGAUGAACUUAGACCCACAAGGAUGACUUUACAAUUGGCGGAUCGAUCAAUAAGGAAGCCUCGUGGGAUUAUGGAAGAUGUGAUUGUAUGGGUGGACAAAUUUGUGUUUCCUGUAGACUUCGUGAUUAUGGACAUAGAUAAAGAUGUGGAGAUACCCCUAAUGCUUGGUCAACCCUUCCUUACCACUUUAGGAGCUCUCAUCGAUUUAAAAGGGGGAAAGUUGACUCUAAGGGUUGGAGAGGAAGAGGCAAUGUACACUUUACCGGUGACCAUGAAACACUCACUAGACCAUGAUGAUACGCUUUAUUUUAUUGAUGAAACUGAUCUCUUGAUUUCUGAUUGUGUGUAG
Messenger RNA from Dioscorea cayenensis subsp. rotundata (Guinea yam), 597 nucleotides. RefSeq lists its product as uncharacterized. The transcript has a single exon. The coding region runs from base 1 to 597 and encodes 198 amino acids. Lineage: Eukaryota; Viridiplantae; Streptophyta; Magnoliopsida; Dioscoreales; Dioscoreaceae. The record is from RefSeq and is a predicted model, not a curated record.